AUGGUGCUAGACUCUAAUGAGCAGAAGGCUCUUGCAGACCUGAAGAGAAAGAGGGGUGUAGUAAAGGCGUCAUUAACACGGAUAGCUAAGUUUGUUGACAGUUAUGAUCCAACUGAGCAGUCAAUUUCGUUAUUGGAUUUUAGACAAGAGGAACUCCCACUCAUUAAUCGAAAAUUUGAUACUAUACAGAGUGAGAUUGAAUUGCUGGCUGUUGAUGAAGCGGAGGCUGCAGAAGCUGAGAGAGAUAAAUUUGAGACUAGUUAUUAUGAGCUAAGAGCUAAAAUUCAGGAAUUAGCCAACGCAGAAAAGCAUCAUAAUACAACUGGGCAAAACACUUCAUUUGGGAACACCUCCACAAGGCAGCGCAUGCAGCUAGCACCUAUACCUUUACCUAAGUUUAAUGGGGAUAUACAAGGUUGGUCAUCGUUCUAUGAUGUAUAUCGUGCAGCGGUUCACGACGAUGAUUGUUUUACUUCUGCACAGAAAUUUUAUUAUUUACGUUCAUGUUUGAGGGAUCAAGCGUUAGAUUUAGUCCAGUCUAUCCCAAUAAGUGAUGGAAAUUAUGAGGUCGUAUUAGAAAAGCUUAAGCAAAGGUACGAUAAUAAGAGUCUGGUGAUUCAAUCACAURUCCGGUCGAUCUUAGAGAUGCCUGCUGUUGAGGAGAUGUCAGCCAACGCAUUACAAAGGUUGCACUCGAACGUUUCCACACAUGUUGCGGCUCUGAGGACACUAGGGCAACCUGUGGAUCACUGGGAUGCAUGGUUAAUCACAAUAAUAACAAGUAGGUUAGACAAGGGUACCGGACAUAGUUGGCAGCUUCAUUUGAGGAAUACUGAGUUACCAGCAUAUAAGGAUCUCGAAGCAUUUUUGGCUAGUCGAUGCGUAGCAAUGGAAAGCUCGGAGACUGUAUGUCCAAACACAAUUUCUACUAAGCUCACCAAUAUUAAUAAUCSUAAGACGAUGUUCUCUAAGACACCUCAGMUUACAAGGAAGGUGUUAAUUUCUACUAAUAAUAGGCCAGUCCGCCCGUGUYCAUGUUGCUCUGAAAGUCAUAGGUUGUUUGCGUGUGAGCAGUUCAAAGCUCUCCCAGUAACGGAACGCUUGAGCAUGGCAAGAGUAUCWCAGCUAUGCUUCAACUGUUUAGGUCCGUUCCACUCUGCUGAAAGCUGCAGAUCAACUUAUACGUGUCAAAGGUGCAAGCAGAAGCACAACACACUUCUUCAUUAUGAGAAGCCACUUACAGCUGGCCAAAUCAGUGUUUUAGAUCAAGCUAAAAGCAACAUUGAUACUACCUCAAGCCAAGAUUCAAGUCAUAGUGUAGCAWGUCCCKCACAAGGAGGAAAUGGUCAUGUGUUUCUUUCUACAGCAUCUGCUCUGGCAGAAGAUCGGUACGGUGAAUUCAAAACAUGUCGUGUUAUAUUGGACAAUGGAUCACAGAUGAACUUUGUAUCCAAAAGCUUCGCUAAUUUAUUGCAACUUCCACGCAAUAGAACGAUACUCCCUAUAAGUGGCAUUGGAGCAAAUCGAACACAGUCUGUCUCAAGUAUAUCARUCAAGGUGAAAUCUCGAGUAAAGCAAUUUGAAGUCGACUUGGUUUGUCACAUACUACCAAUAGUGAUAGAUGCCUUACCAAGUUGUUCAAAACCGAARGGUGGAUGGGAGAUUCCAGAAGAACUAGUACCACAACUGGCCGWCCCGUCGUUCGAUUCAACAGGAAGUGUUGACUUGCUCAUUGGUGGCGGUAUCUUUUAUGAUUUAAUUGAGCCGGCAAGGAUCAGGUCACAAAAGGAAGCUGUUUGCUUGCAAGACUCAAAGUUUGGGUGGCUUGUUACAGGAGAGGUGGGCACUAUCUCACUUUUGGCUACAUGUUCAAUUGGUGAAACCUGCSAGGACAAUCUCAGGAUACCAAGCAAUAAUGAAUCUGAAGUGUAUGGAGUUGCAUCAAAACCAAAUAAGAAAUGUAUUGAAGAACAGAAAGCUCUCAAACAUUUUGACGAAACUGCAAAGCGAGAUCAGGCAGGAAGAUUCGUUCUGCGACUGCCAUUGAAGUCAGACGCACGUAACGUUGGAAGAACUCUAGAAAUGGCAACAGCAAGAUUUCUCAGCGUUGAACGGAGGCUGCAACGUGAACCAGAACUGCGUCUGCAAUACACUCAAUUUAUGGAAGAGUAUUUAAAAAUGGGACACAUGAAAAUAGUGAGCAAGGAAGAGAACCAGCCAAAUGCUGCAUUCUAUCUACCACAUCAUCCAGUGAUGAAGUUAUCAAGCCUUACAACUAAGUUACGGGUC
This is a messenger RNA of Diuraphis noxia (Russian wheat aphid), 2289 nucleotides long. RefSeq lists its product as uncharacterized. Gene Ontology annotation, molecular function: nucleic acid binding. The record is from RefSeq and is a predicted model, not a curated record. Lineage: Eukaryota; Metazoa; Arthropoda; Insecta; Hemiptera; Aphididae. Gene Ontology annotation, biological process: DNA integration.